This is a messenger RNA of Siniperca chuatsi (mandarin fish), 862 nucleotides long. It is a transcript of the gene eef1b2, whose product is annotated as eukaryotic translation elongation factor 1 beta 2. The coding region runs from base 142 to 822 and encodes 226 amino acids. Gene Ontology annotation, cellular component: eukaryotic translation elongation factor 1 complex; cytosol. Gene Ontology annotation, molecular function: guanyl-nucleotide exchange factor activity; translation elongation factor activity. The record is from RefSeq and is a predicted model, not a curated record. Gene Ontology annotation, biological process: translational elongation. Lineage: Eukaryota; Metazoa; Chordata; Actinopteri; Centrarchiformes; Sinipercidae. The transcript has 7 exons.
CCAGGUCAGCGGUGAGGAGGAGGAGCAGUGGCCCGCGAGGAGGGGUCUGUCUCCGGGUAUAAAUGCGGCUCUUCCCGCCUCCUCCCUCCUUCUUCUUGCUCCUCCGGCGGCUCCUUCAUCAUCCUCCGGUUCCUCUUCAUCAUGGGCUUCGGCGACCUGAAAUCGGCCUCCGGCCUCAAAGUGCUGAACGACUUCCUGUCGGAGCGCAGCUACAUAGAGGGGUACGUCCCCUCGCAGGCCGACGUGGCGGUCUUCGAGGCGAUCUCGUCCCCCCCGUCAGCCGACCUGUGCCACGCCCUCCGCUGGUUCAACCACAUCAAGUCCUAUCAGAACCAGAAGAACAGUCUUCCAGGUGUGAAGAAGCCUCUGGGUCAGUACGGCCCUGCGGGCGUGGCUGACGCCACCUCCGGCUCCGCCCCCGCCUCAAAGGACGACGACGACGAUGACAUCGACCUGUUCGGUUCCGACGACGAGGAAGACGCAGAGGCGGCCAGGCUGAAGGAGGAGCGUCUGGCAGAAUACGCCGCCAAGAAGGCAAAGAAGCCCGCCCUCAUCGCCAAAUCUUCCAUCCUAUUGGACGUCAAGCCGUGGGACGACGAGACGGACAUGUCGAAGCUGGAGGAGUGCGUCCGCAGCAUUCAGAUGGACGGGCUGGUCUGGGGACAGUCCAAACUGGUUCCGGUUGGUUACGGCAUCAAGAAGCUGCAGAUCGGCUGCGUGGUCGAGGACGACAAGGUGGGCACAGACCUCCUGGAGGAACGCAUCACGGCCUUCGAGGACUUCGUUCAGUCGAUGGACGUCGCUGCUUUCAACAAGAUCUGAAAACAAACCUCACGUUAAUAAAAAGCACUUCAACAGGAAA